CAGCCUUUGCAAGUUGCAUUGCAUCAUCGGUGAAAUAAAAAUAAAAACAAGUGGUCGAAAAAACGACGUCGUAACAACACCCGGAAACCAGUAGAAGACAGUGGUGGCUUUGCAGAAAUCAAAGGAAAAUAAAAAAAGGGGGGCUUUAUUUAUUUUUGUGUUCUAGGGUUUCAUAUUUACAGUUCAUGUGUUCACCGAUAGAUACAGAUAUAUAAUAUAGAUACAGUGAGAGAUGAGUACAUAUAAUUACGUUGUAACAGCUCAUAAACCUACAAACGUCACUCAUUCAUGCGUCGGCAAUUUCACUGGUGCUCAAGAACUUAAUCUCAUUAUAGCGAAAUGUACGCGUAUCGAGAUUCAUUUACUUACUCCUCAAGGGUUGCAGCCUAUGCUGGAUGUGCCAAUAUAUGGAAGAAUCGCAACUGUAGAACUCUUUCGACCUCAUGGUGAAACACAAGACCUUCUCUUUAUUGCAACAGAAAGAUACAAAUUUUGUGUUCUUCAGUGGGAUGCUGAUGUAAACGAGGUUAUUACAAGAGCUAUGGGUGAUGUCUCAGAUCGCAUAGGCAGACCGACAGACAAUGGCCAGAUAGGGAUAAUUGACCCUGAUUGCAGACUCAUUGGACUCCAUCUCUAUGAUGGGUUGUUUAAGGUCAUUCCAUUUGAUAAUAAAGGACAACUCAAAGAAGCAUUUAACAUCAGGCUAGAAGAACUACAAGUUUUGGAUAUCAAGUUUCUAUAUGGCUGUCCAAAGCCUACAAUUGUUGUUCUUUAUCAGGAUAAUAAAGAUGCCCGUCAUGUAAAAACUUAUGAGGUUUCUUUGAAGGAUAAAGACUUUGCUGAAGGCCCGUGGUCUCAGAACAAUCUUGACAACGGAGCUGAUUUACUAAUACCUGUUCCACCACCAUUUUGUGGUGUAUUGAUCAUUGGUGAAGAGACAAUCGUGUAUUGUAGUGCCUCUGCGUUUAAAGCAAUACCAAUUAGACCUUCUAUUACUAGAGCAUAUGGAAGGGUGGAUGCAGAUGGUUCCAGGUAUUUACUUGGGGACCAUAGUGGGCUUCUUCACUUGCUUGUCAUAGCUCAUGAGAAAGAAAAGGUUACUGGACUAAAAAUUGAGCUUCUUGGGGAAACAUCUAUAGCAUCAACUAUAUCAUAUCUUGACAAUGCAUUUGUAUAUGUUGGUUCAAGCUAUGGAGAUUCCCAGCUUGUUAAGUUGAAUCUCCAACCUGAUGCAAAAGGUUCCUAUGUAGAAGUGCUAGAAAGGUACGUCAACUUGGGACCAAUUGUUGACUUUUGUGUGGUUGACUUAGAGAGGCAAGGUCAAGGGCAAGUUGUGACUUGCUCAGGAGCGUAUAAAGAUGGUUCCCUUCGCAUUGUAAGAAACGGUAUUGGGAUCAAUGAACAGGCAUCCGUGGAACUGCAAGGUAUUAAAGGAAUGUGGUCGCUUAGAUCUGCAACAGAUGAUCUGUAUGACACUUUCUUGGUUGUGAGCUUCAUCAGUGAGACUCGAAUAUUGGCCAUGAAUCUAGAGGAUGAGCUAGAGGAAACUGAGAUUGACGGCUUUUGUUCUCAAGUACAGACAUUAUUUUGUCAUGACGCUGUUCAUAAUCAACUAGUUCAGGUUACCUCAAGCUCUGUGAGACUGGUAAGUUCAACAUCAAGAGAGCUACGUAACGAAUGGUUUGCACCCGCUGGUUUCUCAAUAAAUGUUGCCACUGCAAAUGCUACUCAGGUUUUGUUGGCUACUAGAGGUGGUCAUCUAGUUUACCUUGAAAUUGGUGAUGGUAUUUUAGUUGAAAAAAAGCAUGCACAAUUGAAGUAUGAUAUCUCAUGCCUUGACAUUAACCCCAUUGGUGAAAAUCCAAACUAUAGUAACCUUGCUGCAGUUGGUAUGUGGACGGAUAUUAGUGUCAAGAUAUUUUCACUGCCUGACCUAAAUCUGGUCACCGAGGAACAGUUAGGUGGUGAAAUUAUUCCCCGAUCUGUUCUUCUUUGUGCCUUUGAAGGGAUACCUUACUUGUUGUGUGCUCUUGGAGAUGGUCAUCUUUUAAACUUUUUACUGAACACGAGCACUGGCGAAUUGACAGAUAGGAAGAAAGUGUCUCUUGGUACCCAGCCAAUAACGUUACGAACAUUUUCAUCAAAGAAUACCACACAUGUUUUUGCAGCCUCUGAUAGGCCCACGGUUAUAUACAGCAGUAACAAGAAAUUGCUCUACAGUAACGUGAACCUAAAAGAAGUCAGUCACAUGUGCCCUUUCAAUUCUGCGGCUUUUCCAGACAGUUUGGCGAUCGCUAAAGAAGGUGAAUUGACAAUUGGGACAAUUGAUGACAUUCAGAAACUUCAUAUCCGUUCUAUCCCGCUUGGUGAACAUGCAAGGCGAAUCUGCCACCAAGAGCAGUCACGAACAUUUGCUAUAUGUAGUUUAAAAUACAACCAGUCAAGCACUGAAGAAUCUGAAAUGCAUUUCAUCCGCUUGUUGGAUGAUCAGACAUUUGAUUUCAUAUCGACUUACUCACUUGACCAGUUUGAGUAUGGUUGUUCCAUACUUAAUUGCUCUUUCUCAGAUGAUAAUAAUGCAUAUUACUGUGUUGGCACGGCUUAUGUUAUGCCAGAGGAGAAUGAACCAACGAAGGGCCGAAUUUUGGUUUUCAUGGUCGAAGAUGGGAAGCUACAGCUAGUAGCUGAGAAAGAAACUAAAGGUGCUGUUUACUCCUUGAAUGCCUUCAAUGGUAAACUUCUUGCUGCUAUAAAUCAAAAAAUUCAGUUGUACAAGUGGAUGCUUCGAGAUGAUGGUACACGAGAAUUACAAUCUGAAUGUGGACAUCAUGGGCACAUACUUGCUCUCUAUGUACAAACUCGUGGGGAUUUUAUUGUUGUUGGUGAUUUGAUGAAAUCAAUUUCAUUGUUGAUAUAUAAGCAUGAGGAAGGUGCUAUAGAGGAACGGGCCCGUGAUUACAACGCUAACUGGAUGUCAGCUGUCGAGAUUCUUGAUGACGAUAUUUAUCUUGGUGCAGAGAACAACUUUAACCUUUUCACAGUUCGCAAAAACAGUGAAGGCGCAACUGAUGAGGAACGAGGCCGUCUAGAGGUGGUUGGUGAAUACCACCUGGGCGAAUUUGUGAACCGUUUCCGACAUGGUUCGCUCGUGAUGCGGUUACCUGAUUCUGAUGUCGGUCAUAUACCAACUAUUAUAUUUGGAACAGUCAAUGGUGUUAUUGGUGUCAUUGCCUCACUUCCUCAAGAUCAAUACAUUUUCAUGGAGAAACUUCAGACGAAUUUGAGAAAGAUUCUAAAAGGGGUUGGGGGUUUGAGCCACGAGCAAUGGAGAUCAUUUUAUAGUGAGAAGAAAACCGUUGACUCAAGAAACUUUUUGGAUGGCGACUUGAUUGAGACGUUUCUUGAUUUGGGACGGAACAGAAUGGAAGAGAUCUCAAAAGCAAUGAACGUGUCGGUGGAGGAACUUAUGAAAAGAGUAGAAGAGCUAACAAGGUUGCAUUAGUUUUUUUCCUACUUUCUGAAGAAACUUUGUUUUGAAACCUUGACAUGUAAAACUUUGCAUUUCCUUUUUUUGUUGGUGUGUAUUCUCUGUCAUGUUUCAUAAAGCAUAGGAAGAGGCUGGCCUGGGUGUGAACUUUAUCUUGUCUUGUGUAUUUUAUAUAAUCCUGGAUUCUGAAUUAUUGGCGACUGUUGUAUAGAAGACAGGGCCAACCGAAGCGGACAAGUCAAUUAUGACUGUCUUUGUUGCGUUGGGCCGAACUUGUUGGGA
Erigeron canadensis is the source of this 3769-nucleotide messenger RNA. RefSeq names its product DNA damage-binding protein 1. The transcript has 19 exons. Gene Ontology annotation, cellular component: nucleus. The record is from RefSeq and is a predicted model, not a curated record. Bases 233 to 3502 code for a protein of 1089 amino acids. Gene Ontology annotation, molecular function: protein binding; nucleic acid binding. NCBI's taxonomy places the organism in Eukaryota, Viridiplantae, Streptophyta, Magnoliopsida, Asterales, Asteraceae.